AUGACUUCAGGAUGGGCUAGGUUGCCUCGAGAAGUCCGGAGUCAUAUUCUACAAACUCUGAUGCAAGACGGUUGCAAAGUGAGUCGCUUGGCCACCGUGUGUCGAGACUGGCAAACAGAGCUGGAGAGGUACAACUUUGCUCGUAUCAAAGUGACACCAUCGCGCCUCGUUGAUUUUGGUUCGAUGAUCCAUCGCAAUCAAGCUCUCGUCGACUAUAUCUGGUUCUGCCUGGAACUUGAUGAAUAUGAUUGCAUGGCAUGUGCGCCAAACCGCAGAACGCUCACACUGGACGAGUAUGAAGAGGCAUUCAGUAUCAACGAUGCAGAUGGCUUUCCUCUCACCACAGCCUUCCAGAAUCUGUUCUCGGUGCUAAGUACAUGGGUCCUUAAAGACAACUUGGUACUCGACAUUAGUAUCUACUCGCCCAGUGACUCCAAACAUUGGUUCCCAUAUCUGACCUUUAUGCCCGAUAUCGCUCUCGAUAUGCUAGGUGAUGGUAUGGAGCAGGCGAUACCAAACAAAGUCUAUAACGAUCCUCAACACGGCUGGGUCACUGGUUUCCGAUACUCACCUCCGCCUCACUGUGCUAUCUGCAAAGUUUUUCAUCCCAUCAUGGAGGAGGGACCGUUUGAUAGCCAGCAGUUAGAGCUCGAAUGGUGGGAUCAGCUUCCACCAGUCCCGGCGAUAACCACUAUACUUCUCCGGCAGCAGAACCGCCGGAGAUGGAAGCCGCGCUCGCUUGCACAUAUGUUCAGCCGUUUUCCCAGACUCCAGGAAGUCCACUACGAGCCAUGGAGGGAAUGGGAUUCCCUACAGAGGUAUACAGAAAGAGGUAGUCGAAUUGCUAAUAGCCCACCCAUCCGUUAUCCAGAUAUCCAGUACCUUUUCGAAGCCAUCCCACGAUUCAACAAGAAUCUCAAGAGACUUGUGGUCUUUGAGAACUUCAACCAACAGUAUACAGUGAUCAUGCACCAAGUCCUAUCCGGACAUGUCCUGAGCGAAUGUGACAGUCAUCGCAAGCCCACCCCGGCUGUAAGUCGGAUGGUUGCACUCGCCAGCCUCAACCUCGAGCAUCUCGCGGCAUCUUUCAUCGUAGAUGCCAGCCAUUUCUUUGACAUUGAGCCCUCUUGGGAGUGGCCAAAUCUACGCUCGAUCGUCCUUACUUCAAGCCUACUCACGCCCGACGAGGAUCCGAUCGAGAUUGGAGUUAUGCUUCAGGCGGCGGCUGCAGCGGCGAUGAAAAUGCCGCGACUGGAAACAAUGGAAAUUUGGAAUGGAAGACAGGGAUCGGCGGCGCUGUUCAAAUACCAGGUGUUCCACGACAGACAGGAAGCUACAAUCACUUGGAGAGGUACGUGGCAGUUGACCAUGGAACCAUCUUUGAUCCAGGCUUGGGAAGUCGUCGUGGGACGUUAUGGCGGCUACAGACUCAAUUCGGUUCCGGAAAGUCUGCAUGAAGCUGCCAUCAAAUCUCACGCUGAUGCGAUCCACCAUCUAAUGCUGUCAAGCCCGGUCAUUCGGCCCAUCUCGUUGCAGCAGAUUCAGAGGGAACAGAAAUGUCUCGAGGGCGUGCCGACUUUCAAGAUCGAGACGUGCCACCUGUGCUCCCGCCCCGUCUACCCCUCCAAGGGCAUCACGUUCGUGCGCAACGACGCCAAAGUGUUCCGAUUCUGCCGGUCCAAAUGCCACAAGAACUUCAAGAUGAAGCGCCAGCCGCGCAAGCUCAAGUGGACCAAGACGCACCGGGCGCUGCGGGGCAAGGAGAUGAUCGUCGACCAGAACCUGCUGCUGUCGCAGUUUGCAAAGAGGCGCCACGCCCCCGUCAAGUACGACCGGAACCUGGUGCAGGCGACGAUGCGGGCCAUGGAGAGGAUCGAGGAGAUCCGCGCGCGCAGGGAGCGCGUCUACACCCGGCGGAGGCUGAGCGGCAAGGCGCAGCGCGACGCCCGGCGCCGGCAGGACCUCAAGGUCGUCGCCCAGGGCGAGCACCUCAUCAAGAAGGAGUUGGCCGACCUCGAGGCCGCGCGCGCCGAGAUGGAGCCCAUGGUCGAACAGAUCAAGAGGGAUUUGGAGACCAGCAGGGUCGUCGGGGAGGAGCGUCUCAGACAGAAGAGGAAGAGGAAGAUGCUGGUCGGUGGUGGCACCGAGGAAGACAUGGAUCUGGAUUGA
This is a messenger RNA of Fonsecaea nubica, 2169 nucleotides long. RefSeq lists its product as hypothetical. Gene Ontology annotation, cellular component: nucleolus. Bases 1 to 2169 code for a protein of 722 amino acids. Gene Ontology annotation, biological process: ribosomal large subunit biogenesis. The record is from RefSeq and is a predicted model, not a curated record. Lineage: Eukaryota; Fungi; Ascomycota; Eurotiomycetes; Chaetothyriales; Herpotrichiellaceae. The transcript has 3 exons.